UCACCACCAUCACCAUCAUCACCAUCAUCAUCAUCAUGCCCACCUACAAGCCCUCCCUCCAAAACAACCUCGGCUUCCUCAACACCCUCCACUCACUCAACCCAACCAGCCCCGCCGAAACAGUCUCACAAAUCUGGACAGAGAUCAUAACCGAAUGGUUCCCCGGCCGCCACGGCCACAAAUGGAGUUUUCAGAACACCACGACCGAUUCCAGCGUCAUCCAAGUGACAGCCCUGCAACAAAACCCCCAGGAUUCAAAUGACUGGGUUGAACGCAGAUCUUGGUUGUUGAGUGCAAGCGACCGUCUAGCGACACUCCCACGGGUUGGAAUGAGGGCCUGUUUUCGGGUGAGCUCUCCCGAGAGUUGAAUAUGUUGGGGAGGGUUUAUGGGGUAGUUGCUGUAGGGUUGAAAGUGAAGUUUUAUCGGGUUGAUGGGAUGGCAUUGGGUGAUCAGCGAUUGGUUGAGCUUCAUGAGGGGAUAAUUGAUAUGAGUGAUCCGAGUGGGGUUGGGAUGGUGGAGAUGAUGAACGAUGUCAAGGAGAAUGGGUGGCAGUGGGCGGUGUGAUUGGGACUUGAGGUGCUUCUUUCCUUUAGGAAAGACUUUGAGGGAUUGUGUUUGGCUAUAUCUUGGGCUAUAAUGUGAUGGAAUGUUAGUUGGUUCUCCUAGCUUCAGAUAUCUGCUCUACAGAGAACGUAGUCUUUGGCACGUGAGAUAAUCCAUCUUGGGAUGGAUACUCAUAAUCCACGGAGCACAGGCGAUGAGCUGAGGG
Messenger RNA from Aspergillus sclerotioniger CBS 115572, 770 nucleotides. RefSeq lists its product as uncharacterized. Bases 36 to 368 code for a protein of 110 amino acids. NCBI's taxonomy places the organism in Eukaryota, Fungi, Ascomycota, Eurotiomycetes, Eurotiales, Aspergillaceae. The transcript has a single exon. The record is from RefSeq and is a predicted model, not a curated record.